Molecule: messenger RNA, 8789 nt
Organism: Mobula hypostoma (lesser devil ray)
Lineage: Eukaryota; Metazoa; Chordata; Chondrichthyes; Myliobatiformes; Myliobatidae
Gene: fastk
Product: Fas-activated serine/threonine kinase
Exons: 10
Coding region: 2800-5439 (879 amino acids)
Biological process (GO): mitochondrial RNA processing; regulation of mitochondrial mRNA stability
Cellular component (GO): ribonucleoprotein granule; mitochondrial matrix
Molecular function (GO): RNA binding
Source: RefSeq, a predicted model, not a curated record
AAAAUGGACUUUAUUUUAAAGUUCAAAGUACAUUUAUUUUCAAAGUAUGUAUACAUUACACAACCUUGAGAUUUGUCUCCUUACAAACAGGCACAAAAUAAAGAAACCCAAAAGAACCCCUAAAAAAAAGGCCAUCAAACACCCAAUGCGCAGAGAAAAAAAACAAAUUAUGCAAACAAUAAAAGUAAGCAAAUAGCAUUCAAAAUGAAAGUAAGACCACAGACACAAAGCUAGGCGGUUGCAGUUUAGUUUUGUUCUAAUUAUGGUCUUCCUUGCAAAAUUUAUCUAAUUUGAUUUCCUUGUGAAUGUUGUUGUUGUUAUUAUUAUUAUUAUUAUUAUUGGAGUUUGGUCAUGGCUGAAAUUAACUCCUGCCUGGUUAAGAACCUAGAGCUGCUGCAAUUUGUCUACUGCCACAAAAGGUCUAGAGUGGACACAAUCUCACUGGCUCUUCACUCUGCUUUGGAGCAGCUAUUUCAGGCUACUGUUCGUUUAACUCAAUGUUCAACACUAUCACCCCCACAGCACUAACCAGCAAGCCUCAAAACCUGGGAAUCUAUAACGCCAUUUGCAACUGGAUCUUCAAUUUCCUUAUCGAGAGCCCACAGUCAGUACUGAUCACCACCAUGUUGACAAUCAACACAGGCACACCAAGUGAUGUUUACACAGUCCACUGCUCUUCUGUCUCUACACUGUGUGACUAAGCUUUGCUCAGGCACUAUCUUUGAAUUCAUCUGUGACACCAUUGUUGUUGGCAAAAUAUCAGAUGGUGAUGAGGAGGAGGUGUACAGAAGUGAAGUAGAUCAGCAGGUAGCAUGUUGUUAAAUCAACAAUCUCACAUUCAAUGUCAGCAAGAUCAAGGAACUGACUGUGGACUUCAAGAAAGUGAAGUCGGGAGAAAACAUACCUUAUUGAAAGGUCAGUGGUGGAAAAGGUGAGCAGCUUCAAGUCCUUGGGCAUCAACACCUCAGGGGAUCUUUCCUGGCCCUUACAGAUUGAAGCAAUCAUGGAGACACACUAGCAUCGUCACCAAUUAACUGGACUUUGAACACAUACGCUCAUUCCUCAAUCAUACUUUAUUUUACUCAUGCACAAGGAGAGCAGCAUGGCCCCAGUCACCACACUGUUCUGAAGUCAAAACAAAAUAAUGCUAAUUUUAUACAGAAAUGAUUAGCAGUUAUGGAAAUGGACCAGUUGGUCAGCUGUGUAUGUUUGGAUUUCUUACUUGCCGGAUCAAUCACCAUUCACAAUAAAGGUAUUAAAAGUCAAUAAAACUACAAACUAACAAUCAAUGAUACUUUGAAGUUAGUAAAGCAAUCAUCCCUUUGUUGGUGUGUGUGUGGGGGGGGGGGUUUUCAUCCUUUCAUUAUCUUCUUAUAUUGUCUCCAGUGAGUGAAAAGGUAUCUGGGAAUCUGUUCUGUAAAAUGAAGUUACACUCUUCAAAGACUUUUCUUGUCUUGGUUGUCUGCACUCUAUUUGCAAUCUGUCCUUGCUUGGACAUUAAGUAACCUUUGGCUUACCACAACUUACACACUAGUAGCUCCACUUUGUUGCAAGUUUGAGAAGUGAUUUGUCUCCAAAAUCUUUUUAAAAAUUCCUGCAGCAUUCUGGUUGAUGUAUCACAGCCUGGUACAGAGGCUUCAAUGCACAGGAUCACAAGAGACUUCAGAAGGUUGUAGACAGCCAUUUCCAUCAUGGGCAUCCUCAAAAGGCAGUGCCUCAAGGUGGCAUCCAUUAUUAAGAACCUUCACCAUUAACGACAUGCCCUCUUUUCAUUACCUUUUGGGAGGAGGUACAGGAGCCCAAACAGCCACGCUCAAUGAAUAGAAAGAUUCAGAUUUCUGAAUGGUCUAUAGUAUUCAGUGUUCCUCUUUUGCAGUAUUUUUUAAAAAAUUAUACUUAUGUUUAUGUCCUGCCUGUACUGCAGCAGAAUAAAUUUCACUACAUGUCAGCGGUAACAAAUCUGAUUCUGAUAUGAUGCCAUGUGUCUGUAAUGCUGCUGCAAAUAAGUUUUUCCAUUGCACUUGUACAGUAACAACGACACCUGAUGAUAAACUUGACUUCGGACAGGUACUGUGCUGGGUUAGGAAAGGCGCAGAGUGGGCACAGGCGGUAGGUCUAGAAAGGCAUCAGGCUCAAAGAAGAUAGGCCGAAGGGCCUAUUACUGGGCAAUGAACUGCUCAACACUGGAACCAGGAGCUGCACCAUCUCUACGGCAAAUUCCAAUUUCCCGGGUCCAGGGCCCAAAACUCUCACUCGCACCCACACACGAGUAGCAACCGGAGUCCACACUGCUCAGCCUGUUCAUGCCAGUCCUUAACCUGAGCAAAUCCCGGAAGGCCUAAGCAUUAAGCCGGGAGCGAGGGUGCGGCUCAGGCCUGGCCAGGACUUGUACCUAGAGUCACGACUCUUGCCUGGGUCUGAGACUGUUUGAAGACUGGGCACUGUCACAACCCAAGCACUCGGAUACCGGUCACGCCAUUAUAUCCCGACGCCAGGCGAGUCCCAAGCCGGCGGCGGACGGAAGAGGCGGGUCUGCGCCGGGCGGACGGGCGGGGUUGGUGCUCCGGGCGCCGCCGCGGCUGCGCACUGGCCGCGGCGAGAGCGCGCGGACGUUCGGGAACGCGCAGGUGCAGCAGCAGCGGCGGCGGCGGCCCCGGUUCGGGCCCCGGGGAGCUGAGCAAGCGGUGCGGCCGCAGGAACAGUGGGAGUCGGCGGCCUGAGCCGGGCCCUGCGACCGGGGGCCUGUCGGGCGAUGUUUCUGCUAUCGUCCACACUCCCUCGAGGUGAGCUGUGCCUAAGAUGCAAAGGUUGCCUCUGCACUGUUUCAGGUCUCUGCUGCCAAGGACGAAAGGUGUUCUGCUGCUAGGGAGACUGACUCACUUUGGCCUGGGCUGCUUCCUUCGUUUCUUCCACCUGGCCUGCUGCCGCGCUGUCCCCUGCCCUCUGCCGAGCCGGGGUAUGAUGUACGCAGCCCAUUACCACGCCUGCAAGUCGCAAAACACCUGGGCUGCAUACUUGGAACACUUCCCUCACCUGCACCAGGGAAGGCACAAUGGACACAAGCAAAACCGCCAUCACCACCACCAUCACCGCAUCAAGAAGAAAACCUGGAACUUCAUCCAUGAGAAGAUGAGCUACGACACAUUCUUCACUAUGAAGCGGCUGAUCGACCGCUCACGGACUGUGGGUGAGGUGUUACGCUGGGUGACACAGAAUCCCGGCAAGAUCUCCUACAACCAUUACCCUAUUGCUCUGCAGAAGAUUGGUCAGGUCCUGCAGCAACGAUCUGGAGGGGCCAGUGAGGAGACCAUCCACAGCCAAAUGUUGGAACUGGAGGAGUUCCAGACACUUUGUAACUCCAUUGUGGCAGACUGCUCCAAGUUCGACAACUUCAGUAUUGUGAACUGUCUGUAUGCGGUUGCUGCUUUGGGUCUUCCCAGUGAUUCCAAGAUUGUUCAGGUCCUGGAGGAGGAGUCGCGAGUCCGGCUCACUCAGUUCAACCAGAAGGAUGUCUCCAUGGUUUUCAGUAGUGUCAUGAAACUGCAUCGGUCCACACAGCACCCGCUGGUUGAGAGCUGCCUCGCUGGCUUGGAGAAGAACAUUGAGAAGGAGCGUCAUCCCCAGACUCUUUUCCUCUUGCUCUCUUACUACAGAUUGAAGUCACAGGCGCUGCAGUCUGACUCCUACACUAGUGAGCAGCUUCUCAACAACCGCAAGAUCCUGCGGCUGGUCAAGCACACACUGGGGCACGUUGCCAAUGUGAGGGACCAUGAGAUGACCCUGCUGGACGAGAUGCUUGCCACAUGUUGUCGGGAGGCCAGCAAUAAGUCACUGGAGCUGAUCUUCAGCUCUCAUAUCUUCUAUGAAAAUAGGCAGGAAAAAUUCAUCAGCAGCCUGGCAGAAGAACUUCCUAAAAAAGUGGACAGCAUCACCCCUUAUACCAUGGCCCUGAUUGCAAAAUAUAUUGCCCGUCAUCGACUGCGUGAAGGCAAACUUCUGGACACGAUUGCAGAGUUCCUAAUCAAAAAGGGUGACUACCUGGACAGUAAGGUAAUUCAGAAACUAGUUUUUCCAUUCAGUCGGAUGAACUACAAACCUGCCAAUGCAACCAAGUUCUUUGAAAAGCUAGAAUCGGUGCUGGAGGUCAAGGCUAUGAACUCACCCCUGGCCACUGUCAACAUUUUUAUGUCUAUGUUCCAGCUUGGCCAUUUCCCUGGAGCCAUACUUGACCGAGUCUUCUCAGCUGCAUUCGUCAAUAAUGUGAUGAAUAGUCCAUACGGAUUGAUAGUGCGCCGGUACUUAUCCCUGCUGGAUGCUGCCAUUGAGCUGGAGUACCGUGACUAUAAGGGUCCACGAUUGGAAGACAGGUACAAGGUUAUGAUGUUUGACCGGGUGCUGACUGCAGAUGAGGUCAACAGGAAGUACAGUUACAAAGGCCUGGUGGCAGAAGCUUUGAGGCAGCUGCUUGGUGAUCAAUGUUACAAACAGGAUGAGGUUCUUCCCCCAGGAUAUUAUACAGACUUCUUGCUGUGGAUAAAUGAGUCUGGUACUGUCCUUCAUAUUAAUGGGACUACUCCCAGUGCUGGCACUCCUCUCUGCCCCUCCAUCCCAAGUACAAAAGGCACCGAGAAGCCCAGUGUCCUCCACACUCAGCCCGACAUCUCCUCCCUGACCUCUGACUUCCAGAAGUUCUCGCCUUUUUGUCACAAUGAUGUGACGCCCAAGGAGAAGAGAGAUGGCGAUUGUGCAGUUGAAGUGGAUUUUCUCAGUCGCUCUCGGCCCCCAGGGAGUGGUGGAUCUUCCGAUGCAGCCUCCAUCUUAACAGGCUCCACAAUGGAGUACACUUACUACUCACCUUCAAACUACUACAACAGCCUGACUAAGGAGCAGUCGCUUGAGAGUCAGGAGAGUUCCACACUUAGCAGCCCUUCUGAUUGCUUGAACCAGGCGCCUAAUACCACAGGUUGCUCGCCUGUCAUGAACUCCAGUUCCCUCUUCCAGUUCCCCAUCGGAAAGAUCCUGAAUGAGGACACAGAGACAGCUCCCCAGAGCCAAGAGCACAAUCUCUUCAGAGCAGAGCAGUCUGCUCCAAGUUUCUAUGACAGCCACCACUAUCCUGAGAGCCAGAGCAGGGUGGUACAGGGGGAGCUCGUGAGUCCAGUGCCUCCAUCCCUACAACUCUCCAGCCCACUGCUGACUGACAAAGAGAGGUGCCGGGACAACGAUCAAGUGAACAGGAUUGUGAUGUCGGUGAAUGACAAAUGGCAUUACUGCCACAACUCGGACGUGCUGGUGGGAUCUCGGGCAAUGCGGGAUCGACACCUGCGCUUACUAGGAUAUACCGUUUUGCAGCUGCCUUACCAUGAGCUGGAAAAGCUGAAUGGGAUCGAGGAAGUUAAACAGUAUUUACAAAAGAGACUCCUGGACGUGCAGUUAUGACGAUCAAAGACUAGAUACUUUUGUACCUCCUCCCGUUUGUACUUGGAGAGUCGGCAGUGGCCUCCGCUGGCAAUCAGACCUCGGCAGUUUGUAGCGCCGAUCCUGUUGGAAAUUCUGGAAUUGCUCCAAUUAUUUCUUUCUCCCUUCCCUUUUUCCUUUGAAGUGUAGCAAGUGUGUCUCCUGGUUUUACUGUUUUUAUUUGCUUUUUGUGUGUUCACAUGCUAACUACUGCCAGAUGUCUUGCACCAUCUCUGGAGACGGUAGACUGUAAGCAAUGAGCUACUGGAUAUUUUCACAGGAAGUUUCACAAAAGGUCAGUCUUUGUGGAGUUUGAACGGAGUGUUCACUAGCCCUUGUGGAGUGGAUACCAACCACCCCAUCGUUGGCCUCUCACCACCUUCCAAAGUCAAAGGAAGUGAGGGGUUUGGGUCUCCCUUUCUCAGACUGAGGGGGAAGCACAGGCGGGGACCCCCAGACAAACCAUGGGUAAAUUAAACUGUUCUCAAUGCUCCAACUCCCCCAACAGACAGCCCAAGGCCUCUAUAGUGAGAGGCUCUCCCUUGCACCCCAGACCUGGCUGGCAGGGGUAGAGAGCAGCACUGAGCAGUGAUGUGGGUACCUCUGCUCCGACUUGUGUCGUUGGCCACUGGGCUUUGCAAGAUCAAAUGGUCACAGACCCACAUAGAGAAGGCCAACUUUUAUUAACUAACAGGUGGGGCUGAAGCACCUCGGGGAAUAGUGCUCCCACAGUGUCAAUGGAGAGGGAUUUCCAAGAUUUGGACCCACUGGUGACUUUACGGUGUAGCUAUUUGCCUGUACUCCCAAUCAGCACAGGGCCAGUGAGGAAGGGGGCUGCUGUUGAAAGAGCCCUGGGGUGUUGCUUUGGUGUGUGUUGUGUGUGUGUUCACUACCACCAUCGAGGGCCAGAGGUGCAGGGAGUGUUUCUUAAGGCUGCUAGCUGUGAGGAGGCAAAUGAGCUCAACCUCACAGGCCUGCCUGCCCACUGCAUUCACUUUAACCACUCUUUACUUUUGCAUGAUGUAAAAUUAAUUUAACCAUUUGAGGAUUUUAUACAGUAUGAUUCUUUGUGGGGGGUUAGUGAAAAGGGUUUCCUAUCACUAUCCCAUUGGAGAUUUCCAACUACUCUGUGAAGCGGGGUAGGAUAGGAGUGGCCAUAGUUCUCUUUGGUUGAGGGACUGAGGACACUGUUGACUAUUCAUAGUCAGGUGAGGAGAGAGGGGAAGCAGUGAAGAGCUGUCCCCCACCUGCUGGUAAUUGUGAGAGUUGAAUUAAUUGCACAGUCCUUGAAGUGGGUUCAUCUCGCUGGGCGUGUUUGACUGUAGUUCAAUGGUAAUUGUCUGUUAGUGUGUGGGUUGUAGGUAGAUGGUGUGCAGAAUGCAAGUCUUUAAUCCCAGCUGGGUGGGAAUGUGGGAUUGAUGAAGAGAAGGGGCAGAGGUUUAGUAUUUUAAAUUUGGUUAGGUUUUGAAUGGUGGGUUUGGGGGUCGAUGGGAUUGUGGGUUUAAUAUGUGAAUGAAUGAGGAAUUGCUGAAAUUCUAACACGUCCAUCAGCAUCAGGGUGGUGUGUAUGUUGAGGUCAAAUAGGAUUUUUUAAUAAUCUUCGUGUGUUUGUAGGGUUGCUACGAGGUUGGGGUGUGGUGCUGGAUCUGUUUACCAUGAGCUGGAGUCCCAAACACUUUCAAAUCUACCAUGGCUGUAGCAGUCCAAGGGGGAGUUUUGGAAGGGAUUAUAAAAUACCUGGGAAUAAAUAAAAAAAACAAGGGAAAUCCUCUCACUUUGUCUGUCUUAUAUCAUUGCAACAUUUCUUGGUAUUUUGAAUAUUCUGGUCUGUGCAGAGUGGAUUGGUGAGGGUGGCCUUCAUUUUGGCAUGGGAGGGUAUGACUUAAUUGUCUCAGUUGUCCUGAGAGCACUGGGGGUUAUUGGCACAUAUGGAACGUUGUCACCUUCUGGCCAGGAUAGAGUGUGCCUUGGUCAAGGAGACUGUUUUCUUUCACUGAAUACCGUUAUAUUUUAUUUUUUUUCUGUGAUUCUUUCAGGGUCAGCUUGCAGAUUUCCCAGAGCAACACACAACCUGCUGGAUGAGCUGUCAAUAUUCCUUUUCUCACCCCUGCCAGAGGCUGUUUAGUCUGCUGAGUUCUUCCAGCAGGUUGUUUGUUGCUGUAGAUUCCAACACCUGCCAUCUUUUGUGUCUACAGAUUCCCAGAAUUUAGUUUUAUCUCAUCCCUGGUGGAAUUUCUGUCCAAGACCUUGGAGUUACUAGAGACAUGAAGCCUCUGUCUCUAUAAUGCAGUGAGAGGUUUACUCAGAGCAACCACCACUGUCACUGGCAUGUGGUGCCAACGUCCCACUCUCACACCAUAGGUAGUGAAGUGUCUUCAUCCAUCGGCAGCAUCAUUCAACCUAGGAUGAUAAGAGACAGCAUACACAAAAUGCUGGAAUUACUCAGCGGGCCAAGCAGCAUCUAUGGAAAAGAGUAAACAGUUGACAUUUUGGGCCGAGACAGCGACUCUUUUCCACAGGCCUGCUGAGUUCCUCCAGCUUUUGUAUGUUGCUUUGUAUUUCUAGCAUCUGCAGAUUUUCUCGUGAUUGUGACAGAGAGACAGGUCUGGUCCCAUGUACUGAUUUAACCUUUAACAUAAUCAUCACUAGAUUCCCCAGCACUCAACUCUUUGGGGCAGUUUUUUAAAAAUUAGUUCAUGAAAUAUAGAAAAUUGGUUUAUUAUGCUUUGUAACUCCAAAAUCUAAUCAAAAGAAAAACACAGGAGCCCAGGUAAACUUGUCUAUUUCAUUUUUAUUUUAGUGGGGCGUACAUAUGAGGCGGUGGCGUUAUAACGUAUACCAUUCACAUACUUUUACAUGUAAUCGAUGAUGAAUUAUAUAAACAGCAAAGAUUGCUUAAUCGAACAAUAUAUUUACAAUAUUACUGAAAUAUUAAAUACACAACACUCCUCCUUGCUUAGCUAUAAACUCCAGCUCAAUAAAGAAUGCAUAUAGAAACAUAGAAAAUAGGUGCAGGAGUAGGCCAUUCGGCCCUUCGAGCCUGCACCGCCAUUUAUUACGAUCAUGGCUGAUCAUCCAACUCAGAACCCAGCCUUCCCUCCAUACCCCCUGACCCCUGUAGCCACAAGGGCCAUAUCUAACUUCCUUUUAAACAUAGCUAAUGAACUGGCCUCAACAGUUUGCUGUGGCAGAGAAUUCCACAGAUUCACCACUCUCUGUGUGAAGAAGUUUUUCCUAAUCUCGGUCCUAAAAGGCUUCCCCUCUAUCCUCAAACUGUGACCCCUCGUUCUGGACCUCCCCAACAUCGGGAACAAUCUUCCCGCAUCUAGCCU